Capronia coronata CBS 617.96 is the source of this 2565-nucleotide messenger RNA. RefSeq names its product chloride channel, other eukaryote. The transcript has a single exon. The record is from RefSeq and is a predicted model, not a curated record. The coding region runs from base 1 to 2565 and encodes 854 amino acids. Lineage: Eukaryota; Fungi; Ascomycota; Eurotiomycetes; Chaetothyriales; Herpotrichiellaceae. Gene Ontology annotation, molecular function: voltage-gated chloride channel activity. Gene Ontology annotation, biological process: intracellular iron ion homeostasis; transmembrane transport; chloride transport. Gene Ontology annotation, cellular component: endoplasmic reticulum; early endosome; membrane.
AUGACCUCGCGCGUUUCCAGCUCUUCUCGCCGACCCUCACUUUCCGCCAGGCGCAUAUCUAGACGCCUAUCCACGCUCUCCAGCCUCGAACAUGGCGAGGCCCGGCCUAAGCUUGCGCCUGCGGAACAGGCCAUCACAGAAGAGAUUGCAGAGAUAAAACGCUACGAGGACUUCACCACAAUCGAUUGGGUGCAAGAUGCGGCCCAAGAACAAAUGCGCCGACGCGCACGGCGGAAAGAGUCACGAUUCUUCGAAAGAGAUGGAGUGUUGGGAUGGCGUCGCAAGCUCUGGGAGUCCUACGACGCAGCUCUAGCCUGGAUUGUGAUCACGUUGGUAGGCGUGGUGAUCGGUGUCAAUGCUGCAGCCUUGAACAUCAUCACAGAGUGGUUGUCAGAUAUCAAGAUGGGCUACUGCACCACCGCAUGGUACCUCAACGAGGGCUUCUGCUGCUACGGUUCCGAGAACGGGUGCGACGAGUGGAGGAGAUGGACCUCGUACAGUGUCGCCAACUACCUGCUGUACACCAUCUUUGCCCUUCUGUUGGCAUUCGUCUCGGCAUAUCUGGUCAAAAGUUACGCCCCCUAUGCUGCCGGCUCUGGCAUUUCGGAGAUCAAAUGCAUCAUUGCUGGGUUUGUCAUGAAAGGCUUCCUUGGGUUCUGGACUUUCCUCAUCAAAUCCAUCUGUCUACCGCUGGCGAUCGCUUCCGGCUUGUCUGUUGGCAAAGAGGGGCCCAGCGUACACUACGCCGUCUGCGUCGGCAAUGUCAUUUCACGGUUUUUCGACAAAUACAGACGGAGUGCCUCCAAGACACGAGAGAUAUUGACGGCAACAGCAGGAGCCGGUGUGGCUGUGGCAUUUGGGAGUCCCAUUGGCGGUGUUCUGUUCUCGCUCGAAGAAAUGGCGACACAUUUUCCACUGAAGACACUCUGGAGGAGUUAUUUUUGUGCACUCGUAGCAACCGCAGUGCUGGCUACAAUCAAUCCUUUCAGAACCGGGCAACUCGUCAUGUUCUCGGUCAAGUACGAUCGGGAUUGGCAUUUCUUCGAGGUCGUCUUUUACAUCAUCCUCGGCAUAUUUGGCGGACUUUAUGGCGCAUUCGUCAUAAAAUACAACCUCAUGGCUCAAGCAUUUAGGAAGAAGUAUCUGUCACAGUAUGCCAUUCCAGAGGCUGUGAUCCUGGCUGGGGCUACGGCGAUCCUUUGUUAUCCAAAUAUGUUCCUCAGAAUCGAUAUGACUGAAAUGAUGGAACUGCUGUUUCGAGAGUGUGAAGGUGACGACGAUUAUGAUGGACUAUGCGAAAGAAGAAACAGACCUAUGUUGAUCGGGUCCUUAUUGAUCGCCACUUUCCUUCGCAUGUUUCUUGUCAUUAUAUCCUAUGGUUGCAAGGUGCCGGCAGGCAUCUUCGUCCCGUCCAUGGCCAUCGGAGCAUCUUUUGGACGCACAUUGGGGAUCAUUGUACAAUGGUUAUACGAGACAUUUCCCGAUUCACGGUUUUUCUCUGCCUGCCAACCUGAUGUCCCCUGCAUCACUCCUGGCACCUACGCUUUCCUUGGGGCUGGUGCUGCCCUCAGUGGUAUCAUGCACCUGACGAUCUCGGUCACUGUCAUCAUGUUUGAGUUGACCGGAGCCUUGACAUACAUUCUCCCCACCAUGAUUGUGGUGGGAGUCACAAAGGCUGUGGGCGACAGGUUCAGCUCAGCCGGCAUUGCGGACCGAAUGAUCUGGUUCAAUGGCUUUCCUUUCUUGGACAACAAGGAAGAACAUACCUUUGGCGUCCCUGUGUCGCAGGUCAUGACCGCCCAUGUUACUAUGCUUCCCUCGAGAGGAAUGGAGGUCAGGGCUGUGCAAAAGCUACUUGAAGAUACGGGUUUCUCCGGGUUUCCGAUUGUCGAAGAUCUUGAUUCCAAGAUCUUGGUGGGCUAUAUUGGUAGAACCGAGCUUCAGUUCGCCAUCGACAAAGCCAAAAAAGGCGGCAUGUUGGCCACAGACGCAAAAUGCGUAUUUGCUGCGGACCGUGAGGAUGGGGCUGACACGGCGGCUCCUCCCAGCCCGGCCGUCUCGUUCGAUUCUAUGGCUAUCCAGACCGUGAAUAUCAGCCCAUAUGUCGAUCUGACUCCCAUCACCGUCCAUCCUCGCCUACCACUGGAGACAGUCUUGGAGAUCUUCAAGAAGAUGGGACCACGUGUGAUUCUCGUGGAUCACCAUGGUCAACUAGAAGGGCUUGUCACGGUCAAAGAUUGUCUGAAAUAUCAAUUCAAGGUUGAAGCACAAGAACACGCUCACGCUCACGCCAUCCAGGACGAGCCUAGUCCACACCAUGAACGAAUUAUUGAUCUCCUCGGUCGAAUCGGUGAUUACCUUGCCGACAAAAUCAAUAACAUCUCUCGAGGGAGACUGAGACUCAGUCCUCCCAGCGCUCACGGUUGGACCAGAGUGUCUGGUCGGGACAGAGAGCAAGACUUCACUGAUGACUACACCAAUGAGCAUGAGAUUCUGGAUGGGAAUGAAAAUGUUUCGGAACCUGGUCAAGACGGAGUCGAACUUGAGACUCGACAGCCGGAGUGA